AAAGUUCAAUUCAGUCGAUAUUUUUCCCUCGCUGGACGAUACUCGAGGACCACCACUAUUAAUUCAAUCAUUACGUCAUUUCAAUUAAUUAACUGGAAGUUGAUUAUGAAGAUUCUAGUGGUCGUGAAUGUUCUGGUGGUGAUUGCGGUGUAUUCUCGUGAAACUGGAGUACCACCCGGGAAACAAGUGUAUUUAUCACUUCCUGAAAACGAGAGAAGGGAUUUUCUGACAUUUUGCCUGGGCGACGGCUACCAAAAAAAUGCCACCCACCUGCAGCGCUUACCAGACAUUCGAUUUCCAGAUGCCCUCGGAAUUUCUGAGGAAUUAGUCGACAAGUUUCAGAAAUUGGCGGUACCUGAAAAUUUUACAACGAAUUUAUACGUCUGGGUCAAAUCUCGAUUUAACUUCACUCAGACUGAUCUCCGACAGCUCAUUGUCUAUCGACAGGUGUGUCUUGACAACGGCAAUUGCAUUGAGCUCGAUGAUAUCGGUGGCCUGUGCUGUCCUUUUUGAAAACACCAACAGGAUAAAAAAAAAUAAAUAAAUAAAUAUCUCCGAGGCACCACAGAAUUUUCGGAUUUUUAUUAAC
Messenger RNA from Fopius arisanus, 589 nucleotides. RefSeq lists its product as uncharacterized. NCBI's taxonomy places the organism in Eukaryota, Metazoa, Arthropoda, Insecta, Hymenoptera, Braconidae. The transcript is spliced from 3 exons. The coding region runs from base 106 to 513 and encodes 135 amino acids. The record is from RefSeq and is a predicted model, not a curated record.